AUGAUGAUGAUGAGUUUCUUUUCCCGUGCACUCAGGCCAUUUAGGAGUCGGGUUCAGAGCCUUUGGGAAAUUGUAACUUUUGUUCCCGAUGAGACGGGCGGCCUGCAGGGUGGUGUGGCCAAGCGAGACAGACGAAUCACACAGCCUCAGGGGAAACACGCAAUCGACUCUGGGAAAAUAGGAAAAAAAAUCACAGGAAAAUAGGAAAAGAAAAACAAACAAACAAAAAAAGUAGGACCCAUCAGGAGAGCCGGGUUCUGGGCCCGGAGAAGCACUUUCAAGCCUGAGAUCCAGACGCAGGCUGGGUUCUCCCGAGGCCUCUCUCCCCGUGGAGAGAGGUCAUUUGCAGCCUGCGCCCCCUUGCGAAGCCUCUUCGGAUGCCCCUCUGCGUUCAGACCCUGCCCGCUCCCCCGGCGGCCCGGUGGGUGUCCCCGUGGCCUGCAAUGUCACACCGCCCUCCUCUGGUUUCACUUCCUGUGUCCCCUCCGCUCUGUCAUCCUAAGCCAGCACCUGGCAGCUCACGGGUGCCCGGCUCAGAACCCGUGUGCGUGCACGGUAUUUGUGGAACGAAUGCGCGAGCUCCUGUGAUGCCCCCCCCCCGCCCCCGCCCCCUCCCCCUCCCCGGAAGCAGAAAGCCUGGAAUCCAUCCGGCCGUGUGUAGGGAGCGUCCUCCCAGUGCCCGGGGUGGGGGCCUUUGAUGUAGCUGAACCUCCCAGGCCUGGCGAUGCCUGUUUCCAGCCCUGACGGAGGGCGGGAGGCUGGCUCCGGGUGUGUCCUCGGCGUGCGAGCCCUUGCUGGUCUCACGGGCUCCGGGGUUCGGCGUCUGAGCUCGCGGCCCAUUAGCUUCUGGCCGCGAGACUGCCGUUGGGUUCAUACUUUCCGCUUGAAACAUCGCCUCUGUGCCUUCCAAGCUGGGAGACAGGAAGUCGACACAUCGAGGGUGGGGUGGGGUCCGGGAGGCCGGAUCUCCCAAGCCGCCGGGCUGCGGCCUCCACGGGGGCUCCUUCCGACUGGCGACAGCCAUGGAGAGGCGCUGGGGACUGUUCUGGGUCGCGGUGCUGGGCUUUGUGCUGUGCGUGCAAGGUCAACGUGAUUUUGAUUUGGCCGAUGCCCUCGAUGACCCCGAGCCCACCAAGAAGCCAAGCUCAGAUAUCUACCCCAGACCGAAGCCCCCAUAUCACCCACAGCCAGGCAUGCCCGACAACAGUGGAGGUAUCUACCCCAGACCGAAGCCCCCGUAUCACCCACAGCCAGGCAUGCCCGACAACAGUGGAGGUAUCUACCCCAGACCGAAGCCCCCGUAUCACCCACAGCCAGGCAUGCCCGACAACAGUGGAGAUAUCUACCCCAGACCGAAGCCCCCGUAUCACCCACAGCCAGGCAUGCCCGACAACAGUGGAGGCAUCUACCCCCGGCCGAGGCCACCCCCGCGCCCCCAGCCCGGAGGUUCCGACAGCGGUGGAGGUUACUUUGGGAACAGGGACCAGGAUGACGGCCGCUACCCGCCCAGGCCCAGGCCGCCCGCAGCUGGCGGUGGUGGCUACUAUCCCAACAAUGACGGCCACGGAAACGCCUAUGGAGGAGGGCGUUCUAGACCCAACUCUUACGGAAAUAAUUAUGGCGGAGACGGAUACUCCACAUAUGGCAACCAGCAAGGUAACACGAUAGCGAAAAUCGUGUCGCCCAUCGUGUCCGUGUUGGUGGUCAUGCUGGUGGGUGCUGCCACGGGGUGGUUCCAGCGAAACAGGAGGAGAAAUUGUUUCAGGACAACAGAACCAGAGCACGUGUGAUGGCUUCAGGAUCCCGCGGUUGCUUUGAGAGAAGCUCAGUGUAGACGAGGUCCCCGUGUAUCACUCCCGUGACAGCUCCUUCCAUUGUGGAUGUCAUCGCCACCCUAAAGCGUCUCUGUCUGGAGGGGACUGACCGCCUGACAAACAAUUUUUGAGCCGCCGGACGGGGGAGGGGGGUGUUUAUAAAGAUAAGUUAGCCAAGCCUUGGGUCCUAAGAAGACGGUCUGACCUGCACGUUCGGUGACUCCUCUGACCAGAUUGCGAGGCUGUGGUGGGUUCCCCAGAACUACCUCACGGUGGAGGAUGCACACAUUGUCCCAAAGUACAACGGGGGUGCAAAGGCAUAAGGGGUCUCGGGCUGGGGGGUGCUGUCUCCUUCUGGGGGGUUCGGGGGACCCUCCGAGGGUUUCCAGCGGGCUCUGGGGAGAAACCUGAUCCAUGGGAAGUCUUCCUCAAGGAGCCAGCAUCCCCCUUUCCAGCUGGAACAGCAGGAUUCCCGCUGCUCAGUGCUGGCCGUGACCAUGUAACCCUUAUUAGCACACAGUAAGGCUGGCAUUUCCAGUUGCCAGUGCAUACACUCCCUGAUGUGCAAGACAUCGUGGGCAAUCUGUGCAGACUUUUUCUCUUUUUUUCCUGCGAAAUCUUAGGAUUUCGGUAUUUUGGGAAGGGAGAAAAUUGGGGCUGGCAGUCAUGAUUUGUGCCUGUUGAGUCUUCCCGUAUUAUUUUUCAUGUGAUAGUCUGUAGGCAACCGUGUUGAAGGCAAUGGCAUCCUUUUCCUUGGUUUCUACUUUUUUCCGCCCCUUUUUACUGGAGCAGAAAAUUCUAAGUCCUCAGGCAUCUAAAAAGCAUACUAGGUAUUUGCUUCUAUUUUAGCGACAUUUUAGGGGAAGCUGGGAAAAAGGAAGGAUUUGGGCUCAUUGAUAGAGUUUCAUUCAACUAACAUAAAUGCUUCUAGGACUUUCGGAGUUUGCCCUAAAUAUCAGCACUGAACAUAAAGACAGUUACUGCAAUCCGGAACUCAUCAGGAGGGCCCAGGAAAGUCCUAAAUUGUUGUAUGCACCGUGCUCAUGGGUAUGGACUGGGAAGUAGGUCUCCAGGGAGGACUUGAAUGCAGAAAGACCUAGAAAUACCUCCCCAAAUAGAAAAGGGAAUUUACAGCUAACGCUCUUGAUGUGAUGUGAUUCAUAUGUGAUUGGAGCACUUUCAAGAUGGCCGUGGUUCCCGUCUGGUUGCUAUCGGGAUGGGAAUGUCCUCCGACGUUUCUCCAGUGUCCCCAUCGAGUGACAAAGCCUCGUGGCCCCAACACUCUUUCUGUACUCUUUUCUGUGGGUUUCGGUAGGAGUUUAUUUUGACUCUUGAUAAAAAGUAUGCGUGUGUGUGGACAGACAGACACAUUCACGCCAUCACAGACACUUCUGGACGGAAUGGAAGCAUUCAUAACGACAUACAUCCAUCGGUUUCCUGUAACUGCCAUAAGUACAUUUUUAUCAUGUAAAAGAAAUGUAAAAAAAAAAAUAAAUGUAAAAGGAGAAAAGAAUCAACCCCAGGUUGAUGGCUGUCUUCUUUGUUUCCCACCGACGUUGAUGAAACAGCACUGGAAAAUAAAAAUCAUAAAGCAUCGAGUAAA
Messenger RNA from Leopardus geoffroyi (Geoffroy's cat), 3417 nucleotides. RefSeq names its product Xg glycoprotein (Xg blood group) (gene XG). Lineage: Eukaryota; Metazoa; Chordata; Mammalia; Carnivora; Felidae. The transcript has 14 exons. Gene Ontology annotation, biological process: homotypic cell-cell adhesion; positive regulation of neutrophil extravasation; T cell extravasation. The record is from RefSeq and is a predicted model, not a curated record. The coding region runs from base 1023 to 1790 and encodes 255 amino acids.